Molecule: messenger RNA, 2865 nt
Organism: Plasmodium gonderi
Lineage: Eukaryota; Apicomplexa; Aconoidasida; Haemosporida; Plasmodiidae
Exons: 2
Coding region: 1-2865 (954 amino acids)
Source: RefSeq, a predicted model, not a curated record
AUGUAUUGCCUAUUGAAAAAUGCGUUAAAUUUCGACAACUUUAAGAACAUUAAAAUUGACCUAAUUAAUAAAGUAAAGACCUCUGAUGCCACAGAUUCUCACGAAGAAAAUGAAGUAUUCAAUUUUUUAAAAGAUAAAGAUUUUUUCUCUGAAAACUUAAAGUUGAGUAGACAAUGGAAUUUGGAAUGUACAUCUUCAGUUCAAAAGAAGUUAAAGCACAUUAAUAAUUUAAAGAGGCAUUUAAAUAGCAUAACAAACUUUAGACGUGUUGAAAAAUCAGGGUUAAAUAAAGACCUAUAUAGGAUUAAAACUGCUCAUGGGAAAACUGAAGAAGUUUCUUCAUUUUUAAAAAAUGGGCAUACUGACGAUUAUGACUCUAAGAACAUGGAAAUAUUUAAUAACUAUUCUGUGCUCGAUGGGGAUAUUAGAAGAGGAGUGCAUAAAAAUGAGUUCCGUAAAAUACUGUCCAAAAGGAUCCAGAAAAAUAAAUUUAUAGGAAACAAUUUUUUUAAAAGGCUCAUCUAUAAAUAUAUUUCUCAGUUAAACAAUAAUAAUUCCAAGAAUUAUAUAGAAAUAGGUAAAUUUGAGCCAAUGAACGACAAAAUAAUUGCUUAUCUUCACUGUUAUAAAAAAUGCAUUAUCGAAAAGGGUAAUCCCACUAAAAACUUACGGGUUAGCUUAAAAAAGCGAAUUUAUUAUAAAUCAAUUAUUACGAAAAAAAAGGUCAGUUCUAUAAGAAGUAAAAGAAUGCGUAUGUACUUAAGGAGACAAAUUUCUGAAAGAUGUUGUGACAAUAGGAACCAAGUUAAAAGUAGUUUGAAUGAUGAAGUGCACAUUGCAGAUAAAAAGUUAUAUAUAAAACUUAAAAAAGGUAGAAAAAAAAACAUUAACAGUGAUAAUAGUAGUUCUAAUGAAUUUCACAAAAAGACAAAGGGAAACACAAUCAUGGGGUCUAUAAACAGGUGCGGAGAGGAAAGUACAAGCGAAACGGUCAACAAUUUAAUAGAGGAUGGGUGCAGAAAUAGUUUUAAAUUUGGCAAACGCAACAACCUUGGAAAUGGAAAAAUAACAGGAUCAAAGAAGAAUAUGGAAGUGUUUAAAAAUAACAAUUUAGAAAAUGUACAUAAAAAUUCAUCAAAUUUGAAAAACAUAAAAUUGAGUAUACUUCGUAGAGUGAGCACGAAUAAUCAAUAUGAAAAUAAAAAGGAAUUUAAAAGAAAUAGGGAUCCUCGUUUUCAUUUCCUUAGUAAUAAUGUUAAUUUUUAUGAAACUGUGAUUAAUAAUGAGAAAUGUAAAGAGGAAAAUGUAAAAAAAGGUGAAUGUUUUUCUAAUCAAAAUAUAAUUCAAAAUGGAGAAAUGAGCGAAAUAAAACAGAAAAUAAAAACAGCACUAAUAAGCUUGAAUAAUAUAAAAAAGAACAAUUAUAAAUUAAAAUUUUGUCUUGAAAAAGAAAUAAUAGACAACACAAUUCAUCAAAAUGAACUAAAAAGAAGUUUAUGCUCGAUUUUCAGUGAAAACAGCUUACAAAGAAAAAAUACUACAGUGAAGCAACAAAAUUUCUCAGGUGGUCAAAUUAAAAAUAAAGAUGUUCUCAGAAAUAAUAGACACAAUGCUGACAAACAUGAUAUGCAAAAGGUUAAGACAAUAAGAGAGGAGAAGACACAAAAUAAAGAAUCUACAUGUGAACAAAAUAAUUUCAGCAAUAAUAUUAUGAAUGUGAGCUUUGAUAAAAAGGUUACGUUGGAGAAAACAAGGUGCAAAGGGGGCAAUAAUGUAAGUUAUGAAGAAAAUGAAAACAUACGUUUUCAGUUAAGUGAAGAGUUUGUAAAAUCAGCACACAAUGUUGUAACAGAUAAUCGCUAUAAAAGCAAAAGUAAGUUAAUUAAUGAGAAAGAGGAAAAACGGAGCUAUUUUAAUGAAUCCAGGGAUAAUGAGAUGGUUACAAAAUCUUAUACAUAUCGGAAAAAGGAGCAAAAUUUAAAAAAAGUGGACAUAAAUGUGCAAAAGCAUACAUUUACAUUAAAUAGAGAAAUAUCGAAUGAAUAUAUUUGUCGUAAAAAAAGUCUGAAGGACAAAGAUAAAAAUGAUAUUAUUAAUAACAUAAAAAAAAUGUAUAAUUGGGAAACAGUUAUGCAAGAAAAAAGUAACACUUUAAAAAAUAAUGAAAAGGAAAUGAUUCAUGGAAUUGGAGGAAGGUCACGUAGUAACUAUUUAAGUAGUCUAAAAAAUAAAACUGAAAAGGAAGCUAAAGGUGCCUUAGGAAAUGUCGAAAAGGUAAAGAUAAAAGAAGUUAUAAGAAAACAUGAAUGCAAUAAAAAUGAAUGGAAAUAUAAAAAUAUAAGCGGGGUAAGCAUGUCGAAUGAACAAUUUAAGGACAAUAAGGGCUAUACUAAAAGAGAUAAAAGUAAUGAUGCAAAUAAAAAGUGUCAAGUAGGCGAUUUUAAUGGCCCGUUGGGUGGUAACAGAAAAACAGAUAAUGGUGUUGUUAAUUCCAAUGUUUAUAUGAACAAAUCUACUGGUUCACGAGAAUUAGUUCUCGAUAAGACAGAUAGAGAAAGGACAGAGUUUGAUUUAAAUAAUGUAAGAAAUAUAAAAAAUAUAAUAAGCUGUGGAAUAUAUGUAAACAAAGAAGUGGAAAGAAUAAAUAAAAGAAAUAAAAAUGCAAUAUGUAUAAUUGAGAAAUAUUUAGAUAAUGUAAAUAGGACAUCUUUAAAUUUUUCAAAAGAAAAGGAAAAAAAAAUAUACUUGCCAAAAAGUUGCACCCUUAAAAAUGAAUAUAAUAAAAAGCAGGCUAAGACUUUACCAGGGUUAUAUGAUCAUUAUGCAUUUUUACUCCUUAACUUCAGAGGUUACAAGGUUGUGUGA